Cladocopium goreaui is the source of this 1152-nucleotide messenger RNA. The record is from the annotation of a GenBank genome assembly. NCBI's taxonomy places the organism in Eukaryota, Dinophyceae, Suessiales, Symbiodiniaceae.
AUGCUCUUUUCUCCCGCGUCAUUUUACCAUGCCAAGUACUUCAAUGUGCUUUGGCUCAAGCUGCAUGGCUCAAGCAGCAUACUUUGGUGUCAGCAGAGGUGGGACAAGGCUUUGAGCCUGUGGGACUUGAGAUCUGGCACCAAGGCACUUUUGGAGCAAGUUUCGGCUAGUUCCUCUGCUGCAGGAACUGUUCAGACUUUGCAGUCACCACUUCCUCCACAAGACUUCACAGCCUUCAAAAAUUUUGACCUGGAGGAUCGACCUGUCCCUGUUGAAGGCUUGGCCUCGCGUCGAGUCACAGAAAUGGAACUUGCGGAUAGAACCAAGCAGACUUUCACCGACAAUUGGCGAAGGCCACUUUCGGUUGAAGACACGUUCGUUGCCAAGUUGGACAAGGCAAAAGACAAGGAACUUUGGAGGACUUUAAGGCUCUUGUCUUACAAGCAGCAUGAUGAAGUUUCUCCUGAUGAUAGGACUUUCAUUCUCGCCCGGGUCUUGAUCCUGCUGCAACCUUGGAAUGCAAACAUGAACAUGAACCGGAAGAAGCUGGACCUGGUCCCAAGAUGCAGCGACUUUCGUGUGUACUCCCUGUUGUGGUUGACGGUCCUGAUCAGACUUUUGCGAGCACUCCAAGCCUCACAAGUUUGUGAAGACAUUUAUGUCAUUCCACCUGCUGAAUACUAUCCAGAUCAGAACGUGGUCUGGAAGUUGAAGCGUGCACCUUAUGGCUUGAAGAACUCCCCGAAAGAACUUUUGUUGAAGAUCACAGGUGUAGACACUUUGAAGAAAGUGACUGACUCAGAGCAAGUCUUUACAGAAGAGUUGUUGGCUGAACUUUAUGCUAUUGGUGGUGGCGUAGCUGACUCUCUGUUCGUUCGUAGCCUGGUCACUGUAGAGUUGGAUCACCAACUGGAGCAAUGGUGGAGGAAAGGUGAGACUUUCUCCACUUUACCAUCAGCACUUUUGCAUGCUGAUGCAUAUGCCCAGUACCAGAGCGACUUUGGAACUGGUACAGUCUUCAUCUACAGACUUUUGCGCGCCAGCUGCGCUGCUUUUGAAGGCAUGCGGGAGUUCGCGAUCAAAAUCGACGAGUGCCGAUUUUGCCAAAACGUUCUGCGUUUGGAACGCAUCGCUGCGGGAAGAUGGCCCUGA